This is a messenger RNA of Rotaria sordida, 696 nucleotides long. Lineage: Eukaryota; Metazoa; Rotifera; Eurotatoria; Philodinida; Philodinidae. The record is from the annotation of a GenBank genome assembly.
AUGUCUAGUGAUACAAAAUCAUCAACAGUUCAAGGUGAAGAAAACGAUACAACAGCUGGUGGUACUGCUGAUAUUGAAGCAUUUGAUGAUGAACAAAUAAAUGUAAAUCAAAUUCGAGCGAAAACAACAUUAAUGCGUUCAAAAUUUUUAUGGCGAUUACUCAAUGGUAAACCAAAUUCAGAAGAUGGACUUUAUCAUAUUGAUCGUGAUCCAAAAAAAUUUGAAUGUUUAAUGAACUAUUUAGUAGAAAAUCAUGUACCAGAUAUUUUGCCAUGCAGUGUUCGAGAUUUGUACAAUGCAUCAUUAUUCUAUGGCAUUGAUUUACCUGAAGACGAUUGUUGGGGAACAACAUUAUCGUAUACUUUAGAGAAUAUUAAAACUUAUAAUAUUCGUGGUCAAUUGAAAUCUUUUGCUGAUGCAAAUAACAUUUUUGGUUGGGCCAAGUGGAAACAACGUACUUUAGUUGAUGUUGAAUUUGAUUGUUAUCGAACAAUAGAUUUAAAUAUUGUUAACGACUAUAUGUUGGAUCAAGCAUCACAACAAAGAUUUAAUAUAAAAUCAGCAAAUCAAAUUGAUAGAAGAUAUCAAAUUCAUACUAUGUUUGAAUGUUCAAAAACACGUAAGCAUCAUAAAGAAGUUAGAUCUGCAGGUUAUCAGCAAGAAAAAAGUUUAGUUGUUGAAGGCGAUAAGUUUUAA